Messenger RNA from Carassius gibelio (silver crucian carp), 921 nucleotides. RefSeq names its product fas apoptotic inhibitory molecule 1. Bases 31 to 579 code for a protein of 182 amino acids. The record is from RefSeq and is a predicted model, not a curated record. The transcript has 5 exons. Gene Ontology annotation, biological process: canonical NF-kappaB signal transduction; negative regulation of extrinsic apoptotic signaling pathway via death domain receptors; positive regulation of neurogenesis. Lineage: Eukaryota; Metazoa; Chordata; Actinopteri; Cypriniformes; Cyprinidae.
CUGAAUCGGAUCGGCACUGGAAGACAGAAGAUGUCAGGAGAUCUUGUAGCUGUGUGGGACGUGGCUUUGAGUGAUGGUGUGCACAGGAUUGAAUUUGAACAUGGCACAACCACAGGCAAGCGGGUCAUUUACAUUGAUGGAAAGGAAGUCAUUAGGAGAGAUUGGAUGUUCAAACUGGUUGGAAAGGAGACUUUUCAUGUGGGUGAUGCAAAUACAAAAGCCACUAUUAACAUAGAUGCAGUGAGUGGCUUUGCAUACGAGUACACUCUUGAGAUUAACGGACAGAGCCUGAAGAAGUACAUGGAGAAUCGCUCCAAAGUUACCAGCACUUGGCUCCUCAACCUUGAUGGCAUCGACUGCAGAGUGGUUCUGGAGAAAGAUACCAUGGAUAUAUGGUGCAAUGGGCAGAAAAUGGAAACAGCUGGUGAGUUUGUUGAUGAAGGCACAGAGACACAUUUCUCUCUGGGCGACCAUGACUGCUGCAUUAAGGCUAUGAGCAGCGGCAAGAGACAAGAUGGCAUCAUUCACACACUGCUGGUGGAUGACAUGGAAAUCUCAGAGUCAGAGGGAUCUGUGUGAAUGAGUGUGUGUGUUUGGACUAUCCAUUAUCCAUUGUAUUAUAUGUCAUGAGAAGUGAAUAUACAGUCAGGUCCAUAUAUAUUUGUACACGGCACAAUUUUUAUUUAGCCGUUGACCAAAACAUAUUCAAGUUACAGGUAUAUAAUGAAUAUGGGCAAAGUGCAAACUCUCAGUUUAAUUGGAGGGAAGGUUCUUUGAUGUGUACCACUUUUGAUGUGUACCACCUUUUUCAAGGGACCAUAAAUAUUUGGACAGCCAUUUCAUGGGCAGGUGUGGGCUAUUGCUUCACUAUUUCUACAACAGUUAAGAAAAGUAAAACCAAGUGGAAAGGUCUGGAGUUGA